Porites evermanni is the source of this 661-nucleotide messenger RNA. The record is from the annotation of a GenBank genome assembly. Lineage: Eukaryota; Metazoa; Cnidaria; Anthozoa; Scleractinia; Poritidae.
GUAUCAGUUAAAAAUGGCGUCCAAAUUCAGCAUUUCUGCUGUAAACGCACUAAACUAUGACGAUUUUUUGAGGAAGUUUGGCAAUGUUGUCGAGAUGACUCCCUCAUGCGCAGCUGGGGUAUAUUCUGCAAGGCCUUUUGCGUCCUUUGAUAGCUUUGUCGGAGCCCUACAUCAAUUUAUUGACGACCUUCCGGAGGAUAGUAGAGCUGAAAUUUUGCGAAGCCACCCCGACCUGGCAGAUCGUUUGGAAUCAUUAACACCCGAAUCUCAGAGAGAGCAGACGCAAGCUGGAAUUACUACACUUAGCCCCGAGGAAAUAAAACAAUUGAAGCAGUACAACAAGCUUUACAAGGAGAAGUUCGGGUUUCCAUUUGUGAUCUGCGCUCGAAUGAACAACAAAGAUGCAAUUUUAGCAGGGAUCAAAACUCGCUUGAACAAUGAUGGCGAACAAGAAUUGAAAUGUGGGAUUGAAGAAGUGAAAAAGAUAAUGUUGUUAAGGAUGAAAGAUUUAGUAGAGUGCGAAGACUCUAAACUCUAACGAGCUUUUAUGGCUUCCGGCUUUCUAAAUGGAGGUGUUGUUCUUUAUUGCUCAGUCUUUGUAACUUAAAUUUUGAGGAGAUAGGUACAAAUAGGUGGAAGGAGUGGUCCAUACGUGAACCAG